Messenger RNA from Saprolegnia parasitica CBS 223.65, 1607 nucleotides. RefSeq lists its product as hypothetical. Gene Ontology annotation, biological process: 'de novo' pyrimidine nucleobase biosynthetic process; pyrimidine nucleotide biosynthetic process. Gene Ontology annotation, molecular function: orotidine-5'-phosphate decarboxylase activity; orotate phosphoribosyltransferase activity. Bases 38 to 1513 code for a protein of 491 amino acids. The transcript has 3 exons. The record is from RefSeq and is a predicted model, not a curated record. NCBI's taxonomy places the organism in Eukaryota, Oomycota, Saprolegniomycetes, Saprolegniales, Saprolegniaceae.
CUUUGGAAUUUCGCCGGUCUCACGCGUAUCUUCCGCCAUGCCUGCCUUCUUCGCCCAAGUCCGCGCCCGCGCCGACAAGAUCAACUCGCUCCUCUGCGUCGGCCUCGACCCGCAUGUGUCGGAGCUGCCCGAGCCGACGGCCGCGGCCGCCGAGCGCUUCUGCCUCAACCUCAUUGCGCAGACGACCGACGUUGCCGUGCUCUACAAGCCCAAUGCCGCCUUCUUCGAGGUCUUUGGUGCGGCGGGCCUCGUCGCCUUGGACAACGUCAUUGCGGCGAUCCCCAAGGACAUCCCGGUGCUCCUCGACGCCAAGCGCGGCGACAUUAGCACGACGGCGGCGGCCUAUGCCACGGCCGCGUUCGAGUCGGCCAAGGCGCAUGCGAUCACGCUCGCGCCGUACAUGGGCCGCGACUCGGUGGACCCGUUCGUGGACAUGCAAAAGUUCCCGGAGAAGGGCUGCUUCGUUCUCUGCAAGACGUCCAACCCAUCCGCGGACGACUUCCAGACGCUUGUGCUCCAGGACGGCUCGAUGGUCUACGAGAACGUGGCCAAGAAGGCGCAGGAGUGGAACACGAAGGACAACAUCGGCCUUGUCGUUGGCGCCACGGACGUCGACGCGCUCAAGAACGUGCGCAAGGUUUGCCCGACCAUGUGGCUCCUCGCGCCCGGUCUCGGCGCGCAGGGCGGCAACUUGGAGGCGGCUGUUGAAGCCGGCUGCUCGGCCGAUGGCUUUGGCCUCUUGCUGCCUGUCUCGCGUGGCAUCUCCAAGGCCGCCAACCCGCGCCAGGCCGCAGUCGAGUUCCGCGAUGCCAUCAACGCGGUGCGCGCGCGCCUCGCCGCCAAGACGCAGGCCGCUUUUCUCAACUUUUGCAUGUCGUGCGACGUGCUCAAGCUCGGCUCGUUCACGCUCAAGUCGGGCCGCCAGUCGCCCUACUUUUUCAACGCGGGUCUCUUCAAGACUGGCCGCAUGCUCCGCCAGCUCGGCCGCUUCUACGCCCAGACCAUCCACGAAAGCGGCAUUGAGUUUGACGUGCUCUUUGGCCCGGCGUACAAGGGUAUUACGCUCGCGGCUGCGAUCGCGAUUGGCUUUGACGACCUGUACGGCCGCGAAGUGCCGUUCACGUUCAACCGCAAGGAAGCCAAGGACCACGGCGAAGGCGGUGUCCUUGUCGGCGCCGAUGUCGUCGGCAAGCGCGUCUUGCUCGUCGACGACGUGAUCACGGCCGGCACGGCCAUCACGGAAGCCAUGCACAUUCUGCAGCACGCCAAGGCCAACGUCGUCGGCGUCUGCAUCUCGCUCGACCGCCAGGAGAAGGCGUCGAUCACGGACACGCGGUCGGCGAUCCAGCUCGUGGAAGCCCAGUUCCAGAUUCCUGUGAUUGCCAUCGCCAACCUCAACGCGCUCGUCGCGCUGCUUGAGAGCGAGAGCCCCAUGGCGCUCUCGGCGGCCGACCGUGCGACGUACGUCUCGACGAUCAAGAAGUACCGCGCCGACUACGGCGUCCAAGGCUAGUCUAGAUAAUGAUACUAGGACUCUUGGCUUCUUUUCGUCCCAUACCGACUGUCCGACGUUGUCGUCUCGGCGUCGUCGUAUUUAUUUUAUUAUU